Messenger RNA from Iphiclides podalirius (scarce swallowtail), 348 nucleotides. The record is from the annotation of a GenBank genome assembly. NCBI's taxonomy places the organism in Eukaryota, Metazoa, Arthropoda, Insecta, Lepidoptera, Papilionidae.
AUGGACGGUCUUGUUGUGAACACAAAGGAAAGAAAUAAAAUCACACGUAAACAGUCGCGUGUAGAGCGCGCGGUUGUCCACUGGAGCGGAUCGCGGCGGGUAGAAAUCGGCCAAUGUGGACGCGCCAUUUUCUCUAGAACGUUCUCGCUUCAGCGGCUCGCGUGGCCUUUUGCUCCGCGGCGGGAUUUCCCGCACGGUGGGGCACCGUCACAGUUGGCGAUGGUUUUCUCCCGAGCGGUCGUCCGCUACGACCCGGCCCCGCCCACCGUACGCCAUGUUUACGGUUGCACGUCGGUGAGGUUUUUCGGAAUGGUCCGAUCGCACCGCGCACUGGAUACGAAACAAAAU